UCUCUCUCUCUCUCUCUCUCUCUCUCUCUCUCUCUCUCUCAUUUCCUCUUUCUCUGCAGUCUGCACAUUUAUUGAAGUUGAUAUUAGGUGAAUGAUUUUAUCAUCAUUAAUGGCUUCGUUUUGGUCAUUCUUGACAAUGUUUAUUAUUUUCAUGGCAUAUUUUGCUUCACUAGCUUUUACAAGUCAUGUAGUACAUGUACAAUUUUCUACUAUAUCAGCAGCACCAGCAUUUUUACCUGAAGCUCCUCUUUCUUCCCCACCAACUUCAAGUUUGUCACCAGACAUUGAGCCUGUUUUCCCUACAACGGGAGUGGCAGUGCCUUCUCCAGCUGAAUCAUCACUACCCACUAUUCCUUCAAGCCCAAGCCCUCCAAAUCCAGAUGUUAUUCAUCCAGCGCCAGGUCCUUCAAUGGCAUUUUCGCCGUCUGGGUCUUUACCAGCUUCUUCUGCUACUUCUGUAAACCAAGCUGCUGUUUAUUUUCUUGGUUUGCUGUUGGUGGUGUUUUCUUUGAUGCAGCUUUCUGCUUUUUAAGGUACUAUUACUAUUGUUGGACGCUCCAUUCUUGAUUGUUGCUAGUGGUUUCACUUUCUUUUUUCUUUUUUUUCCUGUUUUUGAUGUCUUUUUCUAGUAUAUAAUAGUGUGACAUAUUGUGGGGUUAGGUGAAAUUGAAAGCGUGCCAUUGUUGUGAGUUUGUGACAGGAUAGUGUCUUCACAAACAAUAAAUAAAUAAAGUUGUAGUCUCGAUUCAAUUUCUUUUUUUAUA
This is a messenger RNA of Jatropha curcas, 764 nucleotides long. It is a transcript of the gene AGP26, whose product is annotated as arabinogalactan protein 26. The record is from RefSeq and is a predicted model, not a curated record. Lineage: Eukaryota; Viridiplantae; Streptophyta; Magnoliopsida; Malpighiales; Euphorbiaceae.